This is a messenger RNA of Scedosporium apiospermum, 1209 nucleotides long. Its product is annotated as Nitric oxide reductase (NAD(P), nitrous oxide-forming). The transcript has 8 exons. Lineage: Eukaryota; Fungi; Ascomycota; Sordariomycetes; Microascales; Microascaceae. Bases 1 to 1209 code for a protein of 402 amino acids. Gene Ontology annotation, molecular function: oxidoreductase activity, acting on paired donors, with incorporation or reduction of molecular oxygen; heme binding; monooxygenase activity. The record is from RefSeq and is a predicted model, not a curated record.
AUGGCUCAGGCCGAAGUCCCCAGGUUCCCUUUCAACCGCGCCUCCGGCCCCGAGCCGCCCGCCGAAUUUGCUAGGCUUCGCAAGACAGCGCCGGUUUCCAAGGUUAAGCUGUUCAAUGAUGCCGAGGCAUGGCUUGUGACCAAGUAUCACGAUGUCUGCAAGGUCGCGACCGAUCAGCGAUUGUCCAAGCAACGGACGAGACCUGGAUUCCCAGAGCUGUCGGCUGGAGGUGUGGCUGCUGCCAAGAAUAAGCCUACCUUUGUCGAUAUGGAUGCCCCAGACCACAUGCACCAGAGGAGCAUGGUCGAACCCAUUUUCACCAAGGAGCACGUUGAAUCGUUGAAGCCCUAUAUCCAGUCGACUACCAAUCAGUUGCUCGAUGCAAUGAUCAAGGGCGGCUGUGCCAAGCCCGUUGAUCUUGUCGAGAAGUUUGCUCUGCCACUGCCUUCAUAUGUCAUCUACACAAUCCUCGGCGUUCCGUUUGAAGAUCUCGCCUACCUCACGACCCAGAACGCCAUUCGCACCAACGGCAGCUCCACUGCCCUCGAGGCCGCCAACGCGAACAAGGAGCUCCUCGACUACCUCGAAAACCUCGUCGAACUCCGUAGCGUUGAACCCAAAGACGAUCUUAUCAGCAAGCUCGUCGUUGAGCAGCUCAAGACCGGCGAGAUCGAAAAGUCCGACGCCGUCCAAAUCGCCUUCCUCCUCCUCGUUGCUGGAAAUGCCACCAUGGUGAAUAUGAUUGCGCUGGGUGUCGUGGAGCUGUUGAAGCACCCGGAUCAGCUCAAGGAGCUCAUCUCCAAGCCUGCGCUCGCCAAGGAAUUCGUCAAUGAGCUUUGCAGGUACCACACAGCUUCUGCUAUGGCGAUGAAGCGCGUCGCCAAGGUGGAUAUCGAACUCGGCGGACAGCACAUCAAGGCUGGCGAGGGCAUCAUCGCCUCGAACCAGUCUGCCAACCGCGACGAGGACGUGUUCCCCAACCCGGACGUCUUCGACAUGCACCGAGAGUUCAAGGUCGAUGGACUGGGCUACGGAUAUGGCCCCCACAGGUGUAUCGCCGAGCAUCUUGCCCGCGCUGAGCUCGAGGCUGUUUUCAGCACACUCUUCCAAAGACUACCUAACCUCCGUCUCGGUGUUCCGUUUGACCAGGUCGCGUAUAGCCCGCUCAGCAAGGAUGUUGGCAUCACGGAGUUGCCCGUUGUUUGGUAA